AUGGCUGGUUAUAUACAGUAAGAAUAGUUUACAGUAACAGGUGCAUUUCCAUUGGCAGUGAAGCGUGGACAAAUAUGUAAACAAUCACAGUUUAAGGCAGCUACCGUGUCUUUACAGUAAUUGCCCUAUUCUAUUGAUACCCAUACCUUAACCCAAUUUCUAACUGCGCCACAAAGCUUAUCUACUUCUACACAGGCCAAAAAUCUGAGGCCUAGCAGGCCCAAAUCUGAGGCCCAGUUUGGGAUAGCUCAAAUCUCAUUCCACAGCACAUUAUGCCCAUGAUCUCUAAGAAAUUCGGUUACAGAAAAGCAUGCAGUUUAAUGUUUGCUAAAAAUAAAUGCUUGAGAGAGAAAGAAAAAUCACUGUCUUAAUGAGAAGUGCACUGUUCAUUAGUAAUAAUAACAGUAAUAAUAAUAUAAUUAUUCUAUAAUAGUUGUUGAAUAAUAGUUGUAUUGUGCCUGUCUUUCCAUCCCAGGGCUCCAUGGAAUUCUGGUGAUCCCUGUUGCUCACACUUGUCACCAUGCUGGCAGAAGGCAUCCUAACCAGGCUCAUCUAUAAAGAAAUCUGUCAUCACGAUAAGCCUUGCAAAUCUCCUGCAUCCCAAAAGGCUAAAGAGGGAAUCUGGAAACAGAAACUUGUAGGUAUCCCAAAAAUUACAGGCUUUGCUGAUGGAUGUGAGAAGUGGGAGGAGCUCUUCGCCAGGAGCAGCAAAGUUGAAGCUGGGAGCAGCCCUCAAUGGGAAUCCAUAGAAAAGGAGCCUGCAAAAGAUCAGGAAAUGCUGGUUAAAAGAACUGCAUCCCCAGCUUUACAUAUCCCCAAGAGAGGAGGAAGCCUAGACCAGGUGUAUUUGUACAGAUCCUGGCCAUGCAACAGCACUUACCAGAACUAUCCUGACCAGCAGAUUGGGGGGGACCAUGUGGGGGGCACACGUGAUUUGGGCUGUGUCCUGGACCAUGUGUGUGAUGAAAUUCCUGAUGGCCCCGUCCUGCUCUCCACUGAUAUUCCCCUGGGUCAGUCCCCUCUGUGUGAGCAACCCGAAAAGCCCAGUGGGAUGUCCCUGCCUGGAGAUGAAGCUGCAGAAAGGAGCCUCGUGCUCAGUCACGAGCCCUUUUCCAACUCCAUGCUCAACAAGUACAUGGAAGCCAAAGUGGCAGAGCUCUACAAACAGUUUUUUGAAGAAAACCUGUCCAGGUGUGGUUCCAUAACAAACCUCGUCACCUGCAGCUGGAUAAGGAACAGCCUGGACCAGAUAAGUGUUCAGAUCUCCCAGGAGAAGAACAUAGAAACCUCCAAAGCCAGAGGAGCCCUCUUGCACUCAUUGGCUUUGUUCAGCUCCCGCAACGCUCCCAACAGGAACAGCUCUGAGUUCAGCACCCCAAACCUCCAAAUCUCCAAUGCAGUGAGUGCAAAAUAGAGCUUCAGGAUGGAAUUCACAUCCUGACUGAGCUGCUUGGCUCAGUAGAGGGAUGGGAUUCAGGUAUGAAUGUUUCACUCUAAGGAUUAGGUUGGGAAAUGGAAACAUUUGCACGCUACACUUGUUCUAAAUAAUAUUUUAAGUCUUAAACUCCUUUGGUAGCAGGGGAAGUAAAGGUCACUGUUUUCUGUUUUCUAACGGAGAAAUUGAAAUCAAUUUCUCUCCAAAAUACUGGUUAAUCAUGUUUUUAUAAUAUAGAUGGAAUCAUAGAACUGUUAGAGUUGGAAAUGACCACUAACAUCAUCAAGUCCAACCAUCAACCCAGCACAACUAAAUCAUGUCCUCAAGUGCUACAUCCACGCAUAAAAGAAUUGUCUGCAAAAUAAGCAAGCAAAGGUGACUGCAGCAUUCCUGAAAAAAAUAGUGCAAGAUUCCUGCAUCUUCAUUUGGAAAUUUAAAUGCGAAUUUUUGUAUGGAAAUACUGUUGAUUAGCUCUCAAACACAUUUUCUCCCCUUGCUCUUGCUUCUCAGCAAAUAUUUCAGAUGGAAAUUAUUCAUUAUGUCACCACUG
Messenger RNA from Prinia subflava (tawny-flanked prinia), 1985 nucleotides. Its product is annotated as TLR adapter interacting with SLC15A4 on the lysosome-like. Gene Ontology annotation, biological process: regulation of toll-like receptor signaling pathway. The record is from RefSeq and is a predicted model, not a curated record. Lineage: Eukaryota; Metazoa; Chordata; Aves; Passeriformes; Cisticolidae.